Molecule: messenger RNA, 297 nt
Organism: Lottia gigantea (owl limpet)
Lineage: Eukaryota; Metazoa; Mollusca; Gastropoda; Lottiidae
Exons: 2
Source: RefSeq, a predicted model, not a curated record
UAUACUGGUAAGAGUUUUUAUCAUUCUGGUAAGAGUUUUUAUUAUUCUGGUAAGAGUAGUUUUUAUUAUUAUGGUAACAGUUUUUAUCAUUCUGGUAAGAGUUUUUAUUAUUCUGGUAAAAGUUUUUAUCAUUCUGGUAAGAGUUUUUAUUAUUCUGGUAAGAGUUUUUAUCAUUCUGGUAAAAGUUUUUAUCAUUCUGGUAAGAGUUUUUAUCAUUCUGGUAAGAGUUUUUAUUAUUCUGGUAACAGUUUUUAUCAUUCUGGUAAAAGUUUUUAUCAUUCUGAUAAGAGUUUUUAU